Molecule: messenger RNA, 3293 nt
Organism: Pantherophis guttatus
Lineage: Eukaryota; Metazoa; Chordata; Lepidosauria; Squamata; Colubridae
Gene: ADCK1
Product: aarF domain containing kinase 1
Biological process (GO): lipid homeostasis; protein phosphorylation; mitochondrion organization
Cellular component (GO): mitochondrial inner membrane
Molecular function (GO): protein kinase activity; ATP binding
Source: RefSeq, a predicted model, not a curated record
CCGCCAAUUAAAAUUGCCCUGGUAAAUUGUGCCCAGGAAGCCGUUUGCCGCCAUGGCCAGAAGAGCUUUAAAACUAGCGUCACUUGUCAGUGGAGUAGGGGCCACUGCUGGUUUAUAUAUGUACAGCAACAAGCAUCUGGAUCCCAAUGAUUUUGGAAUUGUUCGAGUAGGCAGAGCUGUUGCCACAACAGCAGUGAUUACUUUUGACUACCUCACUUCUCUUCGAAAUUUUCCACGUGGGACAGAAGAGUAUGACUAUGUCAAAUCACAGGUGCAUCUGCGUUCUGCAGAACGUCUCCGAGAUUUAUGCUGUGCCAACCGAGGUACCUUCAUCAAAGUAGGACAGCAUCUGGGGGCUCUUGAUUACCUCUUGCCUGAGGAGUACACCCGCACCCUCAAGAUUUUGCACAGCCAAGCUCCUCAGAGCAGCAGGCAGGAAAUCGAGCAAGUGAUCCAGGAGGACCUAGGCAAAGGGAUCAAUGAAUUGUUUGCCAGUUUUGAAGAUGUUCCAUUGGGGGCAGCAUCGUUGGCCCAAGUCCACAAGGCUGUGCUACAAGAUGGGAGGACAGUUGCUGUGAAGGUUCAACAUCCUAAGGUCCAAGCACAGAGUUCUAAGGAUAUUCUACUGAUGGAGAUCCUCAUCUUGGUUGUGAAGCAAAUAUUCCCAGACUUUGAGUUUAUGUGGUUAGUGGACGAAGCUAAGAAGAACUUGCCUCUUGAACUUGAUUUCCUUAAUGAGGGAAAGAAUGCCGAGAAGGUAGCCUACAUGCUCAGAUGCUUUGACUUCCUAAAGGUUCCAAAAAUUUAUUGGGAGCUUUCAACAAGACGUGUUCUUUUCAUGGAGUUCAUGGAAGGUGGACAAGUGAAUGACAAGGACUACAUGGACAGAAACUGCAUCAAUGUCAGUGAGAUCUCUCGCAACCUGGGAAAGAUAUACAGUGAAAUGAUCUUUGUGAAUGGCUUUGUGCAUUGUGACCCACAUCCUGGCAAUGUCUUGGUGAGGAAGUGUCCAACUACAGGCAAGUCACACAUUAUACUUCUGGACCAUGGACUCUAUCAGGUCCUGACAGACAGCUUCCGCUUGGAUUACUGCCGACUUUGGCAAGCCCUGAUCAAGGCAGACAUCAAGCAGAUAAAAAAAUAUAGCCAGCACCUGGGGGCAGGGGAUCUGUACCCCCUAUUUGCUUGCAUGCUUACUGCACGUUCCUGGGAAUCAGUCAACAAAGGCAUUGAUCGUUUGCCCGUCACAAGUAACGAGGAUGUAGAAAUCCGGACCAAUGCUGCUACUUACUUACCUCAGAUCACCAAGCUUCUCAGCAAUGUUCCUCGUCAGAUGCUGUUGCUGCUGAAGACCAAUGAUUUGCUAAGGGGGAUUGAAUCCGCCCUGCAGACACGGGCUAAUGCCAGCUCCUUCCUCAACAUGUCUCGCUGCUGCAUACGAGCUGUUGCUGCGUAUCAAAGGAGCAAGAGUAACUCGCUGUUCAGAAAGGCCCAGAUAUCCCUUUCUGAGGCCUUGAGCUUGUGGCAGAUCAACCUGUAUGAACUAUUUCUAUGGCUGAAAGUGUCCCAGCUGGGAAACUGGGUCAUUGCUUUCUUGAAGUGGAUGCACUGUUCUAAGUAGCAGAAGAAUGUGUAUUAGUGAAGCUGGCCUUGAUUUCGUCUUGCCUUUCCCAUUGGUAGCAUUCACUUCUUAUUUAUUUUUCCUGUAGUGUUUUUGGUGUUUCUUCAUGUAUACUGUACAUGGUGCUAUAGAUUCAUUGUAUUUUGCAGGGUCAUCUUUGUAAAAAUAGGAAAUACAAAAUGGCAGCUAGAACUAAAAGAAGCCAGAAACUUGCAUUUCCAAAUAUAGUGCAGGGGAAUUGAUAGGCCUUUGAAAGUCCUCCAGUAAAAUCUAAAUGACCCAAAUUAAUUUUUAUAGGGCCAUUUUUUUUUUUAAAAAAAGGGCAAUUAAAUUAUGAAACACAACUUUAAAAUCUGCAAUGAAUAGUGAGCUUUUAGCAGUACUUUAUGGUCAUCUUCUCCAAGUUUUACUUUACUUUGUAGUCUAUGUUUUAGACUAUAACUACAGUUGGCCAGUAGUCAGAUAUUAGCUGAAGUUCAAACCAUGUUGAAGGUAUCAAGUUGGGUAAGGGUAUUCUUUGGGUUCCUUGAGCUGUUGUACUACAUGAUAGCCGUAUUAAUAUAUUCUCAUCUCUCCUGAAAGAUACGAAAAUAAAAUGGAAAUCAUAUGGACAAGGAACUAUAGUCAGGAUUAUUGAAUAGAUAUUUGUUUUGGGAAGGAAAGCCUAGGGUUGAAGAUCUAUUUUCAUAACUGACCUUUAGAUUGUGAGUUUAGGUCAUUUUUUUGUAUGCUCUUUUUGUCAUAAUCACAGAAAUGUGAGCCUUGUUUGAAAUGUAGAGAAUGAAGGCAAUGUUAAAUAGCAGCUUAUUGUUUCAAGAAUUCAUUUCCAAGUCAAAUAUUCAUUAUGUAUGAAUACAUAAUGUAGAGGAAAUAUUCACUCAUUUCUUACACAGAAUCCAAGUAAUAUCCCUCCUCCCCAAAUAAUUCCAUUCUUUUCACUUUCCCUAUGGAGAAAUAAAUAAAUAAAUAUAAAAACAUAGUAAAUAUGAUAUAAAAUGUAACAUGGUUAUUGAGCUUAUUAUCUCAAAAACCUCUGCAUAACAGGGCUUACACUAAUGUAUUAUGUCAAGGAAGGGAUAUCAUAAAUUAUUAGCAAAAUUUCAACUUUUAUAAAAGUGGUAUGGAAAUGUAAGAAUUAUUUUAUUAUAGGGAAUAGUGGCCUUUUUUCUGUAUUAAUAAGGAUACGUCCAUUUAAUUAAUUAUUUUCAACCAACUAAUGUAAAUAAAACUUUAUACAUAGAAAUCUACGUUUAAUUAUUUUGAUGUAUGUGACAGGGCACUUGUUACAUUUUUUAAAAAUGUACAGUAGGUUCUUGGUGAAAUCUUCCAUAGGAUCAGAAGUAGUGAUGUAUCAAAUACUAAAAUUGUACAAGUCACAACCAAAUUUUAAUCACUAUUUCUUUGGAUAUAAAUAUUAGGCAUAGUUAUAUCUGAUUGUAAUGUCAGCAUUUUAUUUGACAAACCAUGGGCGCAUUAAUUAACAGAUUAACUACCAGUUACCUUUCUAGUUUUCAAAAAUAUGAAACAAAAUGUGUUAAAAGUUAAUUGGUGCAUUCAUUGGAUCCUGCCUCAUUCAGUUCCAGAAUAAAAUAUCUGAUUCAUAACUGCUGGAAUGUGGAACUUGUUAUUUACUCAAUAAUGCCAAUUUCAAUAAAAUCCUUCAAAACAUUAA